Messenger RNA from Tripterygium wilfordii, 646 nucleotides. Its product is annotated as histone H3.2. The record is from RefSeq and is a predicted model, not a curated record. Lineage: Eukaryota; Viridiplantae; Streptophyta; Magnoliopsida; Celastrales; Celastraceae. Bases 69 to 479 code for a protein of 136 amino acids. Gene Ontology annotation, molecular function: protein heterodimerization activity; DNA binding; structural constituent of chromatin. The transcript has a single exon. Gene Ontology annotation, cellular component: nucleosome.
CAUCGGUCACAACUCACACCCAUCUCGAUCUAGAUCUCAGAAAAAAUUCAAGAGUUCGAGUCCUCAACAUGGCCAGAACCAAGCAAACAGCCCGAAAGUCCACCGGUGGCAAGGCCCCAAGAAAGCAGCUAGCAACCAAGGCAGCCCGAAAGUCCGCACCUGCAACAGGAGGAGUCAAGAAGCCCCACAGGUUCCGCCCAGGAACAGUGGCGCUGAGGGAGAUCCGGAAAUACCAGAAGAGCACAGAGCUCCUAAUCCGUAAACUCCCCUUCCAGCGAUUGGUCCGCGAAAUAGCUCAGGAUUUCAAAACAGAUCUCCGCUUCCAGAGCUCCGCUGUAGCUGCUCUUCAGGAGGCUGCUGAGGCUUACUUGGUUGGGCUUUUCGAGGACACCAAUCUGUGCGCGAUUCAUGCAAAGAGAGUCACCAUCAUGCCUAAGGAUAUUCAGUUGGCGAGGAGGAUUAGAGGUGAGAGGGCAUAGGCUGAGGGUUGGCAUGUGAUUUUCGUUUUUGCCAGGGUUAAAAUUGUAACUGGAGAAAUAGAUGUUGUUUCUUAAUGAAAACUUGGAAUUUCAUGGUUCCUUUCUGUGCCUCUUUUGUAGCGUAAUUAGUGCUCUGUAAUGACAAUUAUUUUCUGUGAUUGUGGGUA